Molecule: messenger RNA, 2316 nt
Organism: Synchiropus splendidus (mandarinfish)
Lineage: Eukaryota; Metazoa; Chordata; Actinopteri; Syngnathiformes; Callionymidae
Gene: abcd4
Product: ATP-binding cassette, sub-family D (ALD), member 4
Exons: 19
Coding region: 227-2068 (613 amino acids)
Biological process (GO): long-chain fatty acid import into peroxisome; fatty acid beta-oxidation; peroxisome organization
Cellular component (GO): peroxisomal membrane
Molecular function (GO): ATP hydrolysis activity; ABC-type transporter activity; ATP binding
Source: RefSeq, a predicted model, not a curated record
CAUGCCAGCACUCGACCGACGAGUCCUCGCGUGCACCGACGGUUAAGACAAAUACUUUGUUUGGAACGCUUUAAUGAAACACAUAUUUGGAGGUCUUUUCUGUGGAACUGCUUCUAUGUGUAUGUAAUUUUCCGCGUUAACUGGUAGCAUCCUCGGUUGCGCUAUUAGCCGAUGAGCAAAAUUGAACAAUUUUAUCAGUGGAAAUUAAUAAUUUAGUUCGGAACACAUGUCUCCGACGGAGAAGUCGAAAAACAAAUCGAAGAAACAAAGACCGAAACUGGACUGGAGAUUCGUCCAGAGGUUCUACAGCAUCCUGACGGUUCUGUUUCCCUCAUGGUCCAGUCAGAGUGUCCUGAUGUUUGCCACUCUGCUUGGCGUCACGUUGACAGAGCAGCUGAUCAUCUACCAAGUUGGUAUCCUUCCCAGUCACUUCUACAACGUUCUGGCUGACAAAGAUUACUCUGGCUUCAGGACGCUGGUGGGCAAAGCCAUGGUGCUGAUAGUGAUAAACUCGACUUUAAAAAGCAUCGACCAGUACAUCUGCAACCUGAUGUAUUUGAACUGGAGAAAGACGCUGACCGAGAGCCUUCACAGCUCCUACUUCCAGGGCAGAGUCUACUACACACUCAACGUGCUCAGAGAGGACAUAGAUAACCCGGAUCAGAGGAUCAGUCAGGAUGGCGAGCGCUUGUGUAAGCAGAUGAGCAGCAUGGCCAGUCGCCUGAUCGUAUCGCCGUUCACACUUGCGUACUACACAUACCACUGUUUUCUCAGCACGGGCUGGAUCGGACCCGUCAGCAUCUUUGCCUACUUCGUGGUCGGGACUGUGGCCAAUAAAAUUCUGAUGGGCCCGAUUAUCUCCACUCUGUUUGAGCAGGAAAAGCUGGAGGGAGACUUCAGAUUUAAGCACAUGCAGAUCCGUGUCAAUGCUGAGUCAGCAGCUUUUUACAGAGCUGGUAAAGUGGAACACAUGCGGACCGAUCGCAGACUGCAGACGCUGCUGCAAACCCAGAAGAGUCUGAUUCACAAAGAGCUCUGGCUCUACAUUGGGGUGAACACCUUCGACUACCUGGGCGGCUUCCUCAGCUACAUCAUCAUCGCUAUUCCGAUCUUCAGCGGGAUCUACGAUGGGCUGACUCCGGGCGAGCUCAGCGCGCUCAUAAGCAGGAACGCCUUUGUUUGCAUCUACCUGAUAAAUGGCUUCACACAGCUAAUAGACCUGUCAACCACUCUGUCAGAUGUCGCGGGAUACACCCACAGGGUCGGGGAGCUCAGGGAGGUGAUGGAUGACAUCUCACGCACGCAGUGCGACUACGACCCGGCGUCGGGGGAAAGCUACGACUUUGACAGCGACUUCAAUGUUCACGGGGGACCUCUGGACACGGCCUUCAUCCUGGACCACCUCACCUUCAAGUCCCCAUAUUCGGACCAGUUGCUAGUGGAGGAUUUGAGCCUGAAGAUCACAGAGAACACGCACCUGCUGGUGGUGGGGAACACAGGGACCGGAAAGACUUCGCUGCUGAGAGUCCUCAACAGACUCUGGGAGGCACAAAGUGGUUUUGUCCAAAUGACGACAUGUUUCGGGCCAAGAGGGACUCUCUUCCUGCCGCAAAAACCUUACCUCACAGACGGAACACUGCGUGAGCAGGUCAUCUACCCUCUGAAGGAUAUUUACCCAGAGUCAGGGUCUGUGGACGACGAUCGGAUUGUCAAGUUCCUGGAGCUGGCAGGGGUGUCCGGUCUACUGGAGCGAACUGGUGGCCUGGAUGAAAAAGUAGAUUGGAACUGGUACGAUGCUCUGUCUCCGGGUGAAAUGCAGCGUCUUUGCUUCGCUCGACUUUUUUAUUUGCAGCCCAAAUAUGCAGUACUGGAUGAGGCCACUAGUGCUCUGUCUGAGGAGGCGGAAGCGCAGCUGUACUGGACCUGUAAGCAGCUGGGAAUGACACUGGUCAGUGUGGGACAUCGGAGCAGCCUGGAGAAGUAUCACGACAUGCAGCUGAAGCUCUGCGGCGGAGGCAGAUGGGAGCUGACACACUUAAAGGCAGGAAGUGGAGGCACAGAUUUUUAAAGAAGGUCAAGUGGUUGGACGUGAAGAAAGAACACGCUCCUUCAUUCUCCGCAGUAGCUUCAAUCAGGUACUGAAGUCUGACGUCUACUGUAAAAGUGUGGUUUGGGAGCACGAGGGCUCCACUUUGUGGGAAGAAGCUACACUUAUCAUGGAUUCAUAAUGUUGUGAUGAGCAGCUGUGGUGUUCAACAAUCAAACGGUGUUUCACCUUUUACACAAACCACUAAGUUUACGAUUAAAACGUUUUUG